AUGGGUUCUCCUGCGGCGGUAACUUAUGGCCCCAUCUUUGUUGGCUGUGUCCUCAACAUCGUGUUGUACGGCAUUAUGAUCACCCAAACAUUUUUGUACUUCACCGUCUAUAAGAAGUAUGUCGUCGUGCAACAGUCUUCCCGCGUUGCGUCUUAUCACUACCAUGACAGGGACAAAUUAUGGAUGAAACUUUUCGUCGGAACUCUCUUCCUCUGCGAUACACUCAACUGCGCGUUCGACAUUGCCUUCGUUUAUGUCGCACUUGUGGACGGAUUCGAUAACCCCAUUGGUCUUGACUAUGCGUCAUGGGUUUUUGCAACGGAUCCGGCUAUGACAGCAUUCAUUGCGCUUUUCGUUCAAAUGUUCUUUGCGUGGCGUGUCAAGGUUCUUACCAAUAGUAUCCCGGCCGUCCUGUUCGUCAUGUUCUGCUCUCUGUUUCAAUGGUGCGGCGGCGUUGGCACGGCCAUCGCUGUGGGCAUGAUUCCAGAGUUCGUUCACUUCCAGAGAUUCGAGGUGAUUGUCAUCAUCUGGCUGGCGUUCUCUGCCGUGGCGGACUCUUCUAUCACAGCGGCUCUUGUCUGGCACCUUUAUGCCCUGCCGUUUUUGUUCGAGGAACAGACGAUGUUGACGACGUUUUUAUGUCAGCCGUCCGGAUUGCACCUCAUCUUCAAUCUUCCACUGUCCAAAUUGUACACAAACUCCCUGAUGUCUAGCUUGAACUCUCGCGCUGGGUGGAAGUACGGUAAUGUCGGUGCAAGCACGGGCAUUAGCGAGAUGAGCCACGGCAAUAUCAACGGCCUCAGCAUGAAGAGCGAGAUCGGCAAGCGGGGCGGACAGCAAGUAUUCAUCGACGUUGAAUCGCAUGAAAUGGUCGACGUCCUCGAAUCGGACAAGCACCCUCUGCCGUCGCCGUCAGACUCGGAGAUGUUGAAGAUGUAUGCUGUGGAGUCGCGCGUCUCGACGGAGAAGCAGCAUGCUAUCUCGAUGACAAUGUCUGUCGUGAUGAUUGAUGGAGGCAUACUGGCACCCAUCCACGUCGCGAACGCAGUGUACGGUUUGAUCUUUGGUCUAGCAGAUGGCUGCGAGCAAGGGCCCUCUGCGCAUGAUAUGGUCGAGGAAAGACUUGCCAAUCUUCUUAGCUCCCGCAAGAAGAUGACGAUGAAGAGUCCAACCUGA
This is a messenger RNA of Postia placenta MAD-698-R-SB12, 1176 nucleotides long. RefSeq lists its product as hypothetical. Bases 1 to 1176 code for a protein of 391 amino acids. NCBI's taxonomy places the organism in Eukaryota, Fungi, Basidiomycota, Agaricomycetes, Polyporales, Adustoporiaceae. The record is from RefSeq and is a predicted model, not a curated record. The transcript has 11 exons.